Messenger RNA from Jaculus jaculus (lesser Egyptian jerboa), 1268 nucleotides. Its product is annotated as haptoglobin. Gene Ontology annotation, biological process: proteolysis; acute inflammatory response. Gene Ontology annotation, cellular component: extracellular region. The coding region runs from base 61 to 1101 and encodes 346 amino acids. The record is from RefSeq and is a predicted model, not a curated record. Gene Ontology annotation, molecular function: hemoglobin binding; serine-type endopeptidase activity. The transcript is spliced from 5 exons. Lineage: Eukaryota; Metazoa; Chordata; Mammalia; Rodentia; Dipodidae.
AAAGGCUCAGCAGGUGUCCUAACUGCACAGACCUUCCGGAGGUUUUCCAGAGAGGCCAGGAUGAGAGCCCUGAGCGCUGUGCUUGCCCUCUUGUUCUGGGGACAGCUUACUGCAGUGGACUUGAACAAUGACGCCAUGGAUAUUAUAGAUGACAGCUGCCCAAAGCCCCCCGAGAUUGCAAAUGGCUAUGUGGAGCACUCGGUUCGUUAUCGGUGUCAUCCUUACUACAGACUACGCUCAGGAGACGGAGUGUACACCUUAAACAGUGAGAAGCAGUGGGUGAACACGGCCGCUGGAGAAAAUCUCCCUGAAUGUGAGGCAGUGUGUGGGAAGCCCAAGCACCCAGUGGAGCAGGUUCAGCGCAUCAUUGGAGGUUUUCUGGAUGCCAAAGGCAGCUUCCCCUGGCAGGCCAAGAUGGUGUCUCGCCACAAUCUUAUUACAGGAGCCACGCUGAUUAGUGAACAGUGGCUGUUGACCACGGCCCAAAAUCUCUUCCUUAAUCACAGCGAGAACGCAACGGCUGAGGACAUUGCUCCUACUUUAAAACUUUAUUUGGGGAGGAAGCAGCUGGUGGAGAUCCAGAAGGUUGUUCUCCACCCAAACCACUCCAUGGUGGACAUUGGUCUCAUCAAGCUCAAGCAGAAGGUGCCGGUCAAUGAAAAAGUGAUGCCCAUUUGCCUGCCUCCGAAAGAUUACGUAGAAGCUGGCCGUGUGGGUUACGUGUCGGGCUGGGGGAGAAACGCCAACUUUGAAUUUACAGAGCGUCUUAAGUAUGUCAUGCUGCCUGUGGCUGACCAAGACAGCUGUGUGCAGCAUUAUGAGGGAAGCACUGUGCCUGAGAAAAAGACCCCAAAGAGCCCGGUCGGGGUGCAGCCCAUCCUGAAUGAACACACGUUCUGUGCUGGCAUGUCCAAGUUCCAGGAAGACACCUGCUAUGGCGAUGCUGGCAGUGCCUUUACCAUUUAUGACGAGGAGCAGGACACUUGGUAUGCGGCUGGGAUUCUAAGCUUUGAUAAGAGCUGCAGCGUGGCCGAGUAUGGUGUGUAUGUGAAGGUGGCCUCCAUCCUGGACUGGGUUCACAAGACCAUGGCUGACAACUAGCUCAAGGAUGGCUGAGAGGUUGAGCUGAGUGGGGCUGGCUGGGAGCUCCUUUCUGAGAGCUGGAGUCACCUCAGAAAAGGGGAAAGUGGGAGGCAAGAGACAUAGUCUGAAGCUGAUGGAUGCUAGCCCUGCACUGCUGAGUCAAUAAAGAGCUUGCUUCUGAUUCA